This is a messenger RNA of Geodia barretti, 2034 nucleotides long. NCBI's taxonomy places the organism in Eukaryota, Metazoa, Porifera, Demospongiae, Tetractinellida, Geodiidae. The record is from the annotation of a GenBank genome assembly.
GAGGAGGGGCUCGAGCAGAGCGGGGGCGGCGCGGGGACCAUAGCUACCACAACUAUCCGUCGAAACAAAUGGCUCGACGAUUCAGCAACGCGGUAAACUGCGUCCGUAUCGCCUUCUUUACCCUCAACUGCAUCUUCUGGGUUAUAAGUCUCGCAGUGUUUGCUUUGGGGGCGUGGCUCCUGUACGUGAGGGAAGAGAAUGACUAUGACGUCAUAACUGGGAGUGGCAGUAUUGUUUCGGGGGCCUCACUGCUGGUGCUGGGAGGGGGCGUGGCAGUUGUCGUGGCAGCACUGGGCAUGGUUGGAGCUUACGGAAUGUGGCGACCAGUUCUUGUGACCUAUAUUUUACUGGUUGCACUCAUAGCAAUUUCUGAAAUAUCAGCAGGGACUAUCAGUUUCCUCUACAGAGAAGAUAUUAACGACAGUUUGGAGGGGAGAAUGGUGGAUGCUAUAGAGGAGUACAGAGCUACAUCAGACCAAGAAGGCUACGACAGGAGAAAAGAGGCUAACAAUGCUGUCGACUACAUCCAAGAGAGGUUUGAAUGCUGCGGUGUCAAUGGAAGUCUGGAUUGGUUGGAUCUCAAUCCUACCGUGUUUCUCGCCUCCGGACACCAGCCACCAGACGAAUGCCUCUGCUCUAAUACAACAGAAACCAACUGCCAGUUUUUCAAUUUUACUUACUUUCCUCCAAAUUCAUUCAGUUCACGGCAGUCUCAGUACUAUGCUUGGGAGAGAGGGUGCUUGAAUCUGGUUGAAGAUGAGUUGGAGAUAAUUGCAAUUUCAGUGGGUGUGGCAGGUGUUGCUGUGGGAACGAUUGAGGUUGGAGCCAUCGUGAUUGCUAUGUACCUCUGUGUAUGUGCUGUGAAAACUAACAAGAAUUCGGAAGUCUACUGAAGAAAAUUCGCGCGUGAUAUAUGCGAACGAUACUAACUGCGCAUGUGCGAGCGAUUUUUGCGCAAUCAUCGCGCGGUUGCUCCGAUCCUCGUCCUGUGGACUGCUGUACUGAUGGCCAGGUUCUCUCUGUGGUGGGUUUGAUCAUCAGUAUAUGGAGUCUGGCUGUGGCUAACACAGAGUAUGGCGGAAACUCGACGGCCGGUGCCGCUAUUCUUCUCGUCUCUUCUCUCAUUUCCCUCGGGCUGUGUGUGUGCGGCAUCAUUGGAGGAAUCCUCAUGAACCGGCUCUUCCUUGUCAUAGUGAGUAGUUUUUAACCCUUAUACCACUAUGGUUUAACCCUCAGGUGUCUGUGGCUUAACCUUUAGGUCACUAUCCCUUAGGUCACUGUGGUUUAACCCUUAUACCACUAGUGUGUAAAUAUAGGUCACUUUGGUUUAAAACCCUUAGGUCACAAUUAGAACACUACCUUAGAUCACUGUUAGGUGACUAUGGUUUAACCCUUAGAACACUAAACUUUAACCCUUACUUCACCAGUAUUCACUAUGUUAUGCACUAUUGUUUACGUGAAAUCCACACCGACAAAGGGAUUUCCCCCUCUUCUUCAUAAAAUUUGCUCACUUUGCACCCUCCCCACCCCCACUCAAUUAUACAGUACACGUAGGAUUCUAUCAACUGUAUUUCUUUCGCCUCUUGCCGCGCAGUAUGCCAUUGUUCUGUCUCUCGUCGUGAUAUUGGAGUUUGCAUCUGCUGUCAUCUCUUUCGUCUUCGCUGGAGAGGCCGUGAGUUAAAAAAGCACUUAAUCAGCCACGAACACAUAAAUGUGUCCACAGCAUCCAUAAGUGCAUUAGAUUUUAUAUGGGGGUUAUAAUACUAGGCACAAAUAUUUUAUAUAUCAAGAAGAAGCAGACCCAUGGCAUCAAAAGAGUUAACAUACCUAUAUGCAGAGGAAUCUCUUACUAGGAAUGGGAGUUUGGGCUGAUCUGCAUUAUUUCGUUUGUGUGUAAGCUUUGUAUUAACCAGAAUCUUUCUUGCGAGGGAGUGUGUCAGUACGUAAGGGCUAAAUAUAGAAACGUUACUAAAGAUGGAACUAAACAAUAGGGCACAGUGGAAGUUAGGCUUCCGUUUUUAGCAGCAUUUUCUA